ACCGUUGAGAGGUGCGCAUGCGCGGGUUGGGGAAGCGGAAGUGAGCAUCAUGUCGGUGGAGGACCCGUUUUUCGUCGUGAAGGGGGAGGUGCAGAAGGCCCUCUCUCGAGCUCGUGGCCUCUAUGACAGGUGGGAGGAACUGUUGCAGGACGGGACCCAGGUCAGUCGGGAUGAGCUGGACUGGAGCACCAAUGAACUGAGGAACUGUCUGAGGGCCAUCGACUGGGACCUGGAGGACCUCAGUGAAACCAUCAGUAUCGUGGAGUCGAAUCCAGGGAAGUUCAAACUCGGAGAUAAUGAACUUCAGGAGAGGAGAGACUUUGUGGAGCGAACCAGGAAAUCUGUCCAGGAAAUGAAGGAUGAGUUGUCCAGCCCUUCUGCCGUGGCUCAGGCAGAGAAGAAGAACCGACAGGCUCUACUGGCUUCGUCAGGCCAGGACAAGUCAACCGGGCUGGAGGCUCAUCUGGUGUCCGCGAACUCCAGAUACAUCCAGGAGCAACAGGAACAACAGCAGCUCAUCGUGCAGGAGCAGGAUGAUCAGUUGGAGUUGGUGUCGGGCAGCAUCAGAGUCCUCAAGGACAUGUCAGGACGUAUUGGAGACGAGCUCGAUGAACAAGCAGUUAUGUUGGGGGAUUUUGGAGACGAGAUGGAUCAGACGUCGUCCCGCAUGGACUCGGUCCUGAAGAAGCUGGAGAAGGUGUCUCACAUGACCAGCAGUCGGAGGCAGUGGUGCGCCAUCGGUGUGCUGGUCACCAUCAUGAUCGUGGUCCUCAUCCUCUUCUUCGUUCUCGGACGUUAGUGACCUCUGACCUCUCAGCCACACUCACCGACUCCUCCCUGUCUGUGCGGUUGGAUGGAUGGACAGAUAACGGGAAGAGGAAUGUGUCUCUCCUCCCUCACCCUCCCGUCUCUUCCUUUCUUCUCCACUAUGGGGAAACUGGAGAGAAGUUUGGACGCUGUCGUUCUCCUCCCGCAGCUUUUAGUGAUUCUGGUGUAUGUCAGCAGCAGAGCUUAGACUCGGGGGUGGGGGGGGGGGGGGGGGGGGGCUGCUGGUUUAAUCUUUUCAUACUGGUACAUUUCGGUUAUUGUUGGAAAUAAAGGUACUCACUGGGAGGGUCAGGACGUUAUAGCUGUCCGCUUAAAAUCACAUUUGCAAAGUACAAUGGCACCCAGUAGAGAACAUUCCCCGCCAAGACCCAACAGCCCCUUCAGAUUCAGUGUUUCCACGACUCACUGAGAAAUCUGUGAAGAAACUACGCGUUCAGUUAGUUUCAAGAAGUCAAAAGAUUUGAAAGUAUUUUAAGUAAGGGUGGACAGACGGAACAAAACGCCAAUGACGAGAGAUAACGUGACAUUAUUUUCAUUUCCCGUCAUUAACUGUUGAAUCUGUAAAAUUGGAUCAUCUGUGUUUUUAGCUGACAGAAGCAGCGUGGGAGGGAGGACAUGGUGUUGCCUUAAAUCUAUUUUUAUACCGUUAUUAAAAGUGCAUUCUGUUCAUGUGCCUAUGUGCGACUCGGUUUCGGACGUGAUUAACCAAUCAGUAGUUAAACGUGAAGCAGUGAUUGGACAGAAAGUCUGUGAGUUGUCCUCCGCUCUGACACGACAGCAGCUGAUUUUACAGGUGAAGACGAGGAACGUGUGAAAUCAGCCGCUGUGUUGUGUCAGCUCAGAACACGCAGACUCGCAGUAUUCACGGCACGAGGCCUCUGAGCGGAGGUCAGGGCUGCGGCCGGACGCCUUCGUGCUCCUGAACGUGGUUAAGCUCACGAUUGGCUGAGGCUCCGUCACUCUCGCUGGGUGAAGGAGCAGCAAAUGGGUUUCCCCUGAUCUAUUUUUUUUUUUUUUGACAAGCUUCAGCUAAUGAGUGGAGGAACAGUUGCUGGGCAGGAUGUGUCCACACGCAGCCCAGAUUUAGACCUACAGCGCCCUCUGCUGGAGGCUGUCGGCCAUGUUUUUCCUUUGUGUCACGUCAGGUAACACUGCCCACAUCAGGGUGUGUUGCAGUAGAAAUGCAAACUGAUGCUGUCAUUUUUGUAAAUCAACGUUUCUCCUGUAAAAAGGCUUCAUGCAGUUUCUUUCAUCAACCAGUCACAGAAGAAACAAAACAAAUCCAGAACAUGUAAUUUUAUAUUUAUAUUUCCCCCGGAGACUAUUUCAUGUUUUUACCUCUGAGGUCAAAUACGCUUUGUUCAAGAUAAAAGAUCCGUCACUGCCAGAGCUCUUUUCGAUUUGGUCGUUCAUGUGUGAUUUUGAUGCGCUUUACAUAUUCCAGCCUCAAAUGUUACAGUGUGGGAAACUGUGAGAGAAUCUCAACGUGGUCGACAGCCAUCGAAAUAUUAAAGGAUCGAUUGUAAAUCUCUGUUUUUGCUGUUUGAAAUAUAAACCUGAUGAUUUCUUUUCCGUGUCGUCACUACAGCUACAUCACGAUCACUUCUCUUUGGUUCUUUCAGAGAGUGAGAUUAAAGACAUCACAAGAAUCAAGUCGUCAUUUUUGGCCACGAGAAUUAUAUUUUAGUAAAGUGAAUAUAUUGGGAGAAUUAAUCAUAAAACAAAAAAAAUUAAUCAUAAACCUUUUCAGUCACGACUUCAUUCUCGUGAUAAAACUUUGUUCUUACAAAGAUUCUGCUCUUUAAUGUCAAACAACACAUGCAUCUAUUAUUUACUCCAGUGAAUAAAAAGGUUGCAAAACCUUUCUUUCUUUUUUUUGUUCUCCUAGAAUUAGAUUUUUUGUUGUAUUUUGAGGAUGUCAUGUCACAAGCACUACAAGAAUAAUCGAUGUUACUUGGCAGCUGCUGCUGUUACCGGACAAAGAAACCAACACGGUUACUAACACUCACAUUUCUGAAAUGAUUCACUGAGAUGUUUUAUUAAACUUGUUUAACAUGAA
Molecule: messenger RNA, 2887 nt
Organism: Paralichthys olivaceus (Japanese flounder)
Lineage: Eukaryota; Metazoa; Chordata; Actinopteri; Pleuronectiformes; Paralichthyidae
Gene: stx10
Product: syntaxin 10
Biological process (GO): intracellular protein transport; Golgi vesicle transport; retrograde transport, endosome to Golgi
Cellular component (GO): endomembrane system; synaptic vesicle membrane; SNARE complex
Molecular function (GO): SNAP receptor activity; SNARE binding
Source: RefSeq, a predicted model, not a curated record